UGGAAGGCAAACGGGCGAAUGCAUCCAACCUUGUUUCUUUAGAGCUGCUUACUGCCUCCUCCUACAUGUACUGUGUGUACUGUGCAUCCACAGGGCAGGUCUCCUCAGUCUAAUGCAACCUGGAUGCAGCCCGGUGCAUGCCUGCUUGUCCUGUUGAGAGCACUUUUCUGUUGUUUCUCCAUCUCACAUUCCUUUCUCCCCCUCUCUCCUUCCCUCUCUACCCCUGCGUAUUUUAUUUACCCACACACAACAACGUAUUGGUUAAGCCUUGUUGUUGUGUAUGCGGCUCGCUUAUCCGUCCCCCCCUCGUCGAUCCGACUAACAUCUAGGGAGGGCUCUCUUCAGUCCCGGUCCAUUCACACGCUUCUUCCUUCUUCCUUUGGUCACAAUCUGUGAGACGAUCGAUUCUCUUCCCUUCAGGAUGUUGUAGUUCCAUGCGUGCGUCUCUAGUGAA
This is a messenger RNA of Gamsiella multidivaricata, 454 nucleotides long. RefSeq lists its product as uncharacterized. Lineage: Eukaryota; Fungi; Mortierellomycota; Mortierellomycetes; Mortierellales; Mortierellaceae. Bases 124 to 396 code for a protein of 90 amino acids. The transcript has 2 exons. The record is from RefSeq and is a predicted model, not a curated record.